This is a messenger RNA of Hevea brasiliensis (rubber tree), 791 nucleotides long. RefSeq lists its product as uncharacterized. The coding region runs from base 88 to 612 and encodes 174 amino acids. Gene Ontology annotation, biological process: translation. Gene Ontology annotation, molecular function: structural constituent of ribosome. Lineage: Eukaryota; Viridiplantae; Streptophyta; Magnoliopsida; Malpighiales; Euphorbiaceae. Gene Ontology annotation, cellular component: ribosome. The record is from RefSeq and is a predicted model, not a curated record. The transcript is spliced from 4 exons.
UCCAACCUCCAAACGAUCCCUGAAUCGAAUUGCCAAAAAAAACCUAUAAGUGCAUCGCUCCUAUUGAACCAACCGUAAAAUUUAAGAAUGCAGAGAUUAUGUGCGAAGUUCCGCUCUUUGGCCGGGCAAUCAACCCAAACCCUGACCACCUUCUCCUCAUCUCAUCGCUUCCUACACACUUCUUCACAAGUUCGCCAACCUCUCUUUUUCACAUCAGCUUCGCGAAAGUUUAGCCUUAGCAACCAACUUUUUAACACAUCUUCACCACCGAAUCUGUUCCAAUCUCCUUCUGCGGCUUUUCAAUUGCCAUUGACUCCUUCUGCAGCCCUUCUCUCUUUGAUGCACGUGCGUCAUGUUUCAUCAAGGGAGCGCCGAAAGAAGAGGAAGCCAAUGACUCCAGUCACCUCCAAAGUCAAGAAAAUCAAAAUAAAAUUUUAUUCGUCCUACAAGGACAGAUUUCGGACAAUGAAUGAUGGGACUAUCAGACGCUGGAGGGAGGGCAAGAAUCAUAAUGCACACUUGAAGUCAAAGAAAUCAAAACGGAGACUGAGACAGCCUUCUACUGUCCCUGCAGCUUAUGCCAAAGUUAUGAAGAAACUUAAUUUCUGUUAGAAUUGUUGCGAAUAUUCAAAGGUGAGGCAAAUGUUUUAAGAGAGAGUUUUUCUGGCAAUGAUUUCACUCAUCUUGGCAUUUUGUUUGAGCAAUUGAUAAUAGCUUCACCAUUUCAUGUCUGAUUUCCUUUAAUUUUGUUUGCAGAUGUGGAUUAAAUAAUACUUUAUCAUAGUUUUUUA